AGUGGAUGUAGCUCGGGUAAUUGCAACUGUCAGCAGACCUGUAAUGGCGUGUGUGGAGGAGUAGCCGUGGGAGCUUCUUCGUGCAGCAAUUGCCUCCAGUCAUGUUAUACCGGCUGCGGCGCAGGCGGCUGUAACUGCCAACAGACCUGUAGUGGCGUCUGCGGAGGCGUAGCCAUAGGAGCCUCUUCAUGCAGCAAUUGCCUGCAAUCAUGCUAUGCCGGCUGUAGCACAGGCAGAUGUAAUUGCCAACAAACUUGUGGUGGUGUCUGCGGAGGUGUAGCCGUAGGAGCUUCUUCAUGCAGCAACUGCCUGCAAUCGUGUUAUGCUGGCUGUAGCACAGGCAGCUGUAAUUGUCAACAAACCUGUGGUGGCGUCUGCGGAGGCCUUCGUUUAGGCGGCUACGGAAGCAUGGCCAUGAGCGGUUACUCUUUAUGUGGCAGUUGCCUACAGUCGUGCUAUGCUGGCUGUAGCUUAGGGAGCUGUAACUGCCCACAGACCUGUAGUGGCGUCUGCGGAGGCGUAGCAAUGGGAUCUUAUUCUUCAUGCAGCAAUUGUCUGCAAUCAUGUUACGCCGGUUGUAGUGCAGGCAGCUGUAACUGUCAACAAACGUGUGGUGGUGUCUGCGGUGGCUUUCGUAUGGGUACUUAUGGAGGGACUGCUAUGAAUACUUAUUCUGCAUGUGGCAAUUGCUUGCAAUCAUGCUAUGCAGGAUGUGGAUCAGGAAACUGUAACUGCCUGCAAACGUGCGGUAAUGUUUGUGGGAGCUUCGGUGGCUAUUAUUCUACUGGAGGAUGUCAAAAUCAAUGUACCCAGCAGUGUGCAGCCUCAUGCGGCAUGUCGUCGAUGUGCAUGAACUCAUGCCAAGCUGCAUGUGGAGCUCAAUGUCAGGCCGUGACGCCAAUGUCGGCUUGUACCAGUGGUUGUAAGAGCGGCUGCAUGAGUACAUGCCAAAAUAUCCCUUGGAUGUUGCCCUGUCAGCAACGAUGCGACGCUAGCUGUGCUCAGAGUUGCCAAGCAGCACGACAGAUCGUUAUGCCAUGCGCCAGUUCGGUUUCUGGUUGUGCCUGCUCCAGUGGUUAUAGCUCAUGUGGUGGUGGGAUGUGCUGCCGUGGCUAA
Ostertagia ostertagi is the source of this 1116-nucleotide messenger RNA. The record is from the annotation of a GenBank genome assembly. Lineage: Eukaryota; Metazoa; Nematoda; Chromadorea; Rhabditida; Trichostrongylidae.